Molecule: messenger RNA, 1026 nt
Organism: Penicillium verhagenii
Lineage: Eukaryota; Fungi; Ascomycota; Eurotiomycetes; Eurotiales; Aspergillaceae
Product: 4-hydroxybenzoate octaprenyltransferase
Exons: 1
Coding region: 1-1026 (341 amino acids)
Biological process (GO): ubiquinone biosynthetic process
Cellular component (GO): mitochondrial inner membrane
Molecular function (GO): 4-hydroxybenzoate polyprenyltransferase activity
Source: RefSeq, a predicted model, not a curated record
AUGGAGAAAACUCAAUCCAAGCCUUCCGCAUACCAGCGGCCCACAUCUGGCAUCUUCCCUCUCCUCCCAGCAUCAUGGGUUCCCUACGCUGAACUCAUGCGCCUCGACCGACUAGGAGGCUUCAUCACCUUCUACCUCCCCUGCCUCUUCGGCGUCGCCUACGCCACCUCCAUCGCCGCCGUCCAGCCCUCUCUCCUCCUCCUCGUCGACCGCAGUAUCACAAUCUUCCUCUGCUGCGUGCUUGCUCGCGGCGCAUCAUGCGCCUGGAACGACAGCGUGGACCGCGACUUUGAUAAGAAGGUUGAACGGUGCGCCGUACGCCCCAUUGCCCGCGGAGCCGUCACACGCUCGCAGGCCAACAUCUGGGCCAUUGUCCAGACAAUCAUGAUGGUGGCCCUGGUCAUGCGCAUGCCGGCCGCGGUGCUGAAAUACCUCGGCGUCAUCGUCGUGCUCGCGAUGGCCUACCCGUUCGCAAAGCGCUUCACGUACUACCCGCAAGCUGUGCUGGGAACCACCUUUGGUGUUGGGGCCCUGCUGUGUGCGCGGUCUGUGCAUGUGUUCCCCAUGGAAGAAGAGUUCCUCGUUCCCUCUUUGUGUGUGGUUGCGGUCAACACGCUUUGGAGCAUGAUCUAUGAUACUAUCUAUGCGCACCAGGAUGUUGCGGAUGAUAUCCACGUUGGCGUGAAGGGUAUGGCGGUUAAGUUCCAGAACUGCACUAAGCUUGUUGUUUCUAUUCUGUCUGUUGUGAUGGUUGGUUUGCUUGCUGCUAUUGGUGUGCUUACUGAGCUUGGCCCGCUUUACUAUGCUUUUGCUAUUGGUGGCGGAACUGCGGGUCUGGCUGCUACUAUCUCGUCGGUGGAUCUCAAGAGCGAGAAGAACUGUGCGUGGUGGUUUAGUCGUGGCUAUACUAUGGUUGGCAUGAGCAUCCUUGCGGGAUUCGUUGCGGAUUCGCUGUUCAAGUCCGUUCCUGCUGCUGAGUUCAUGUACAUGGCCAACAACUCCAGCUGGGUCCACAUCGAGCUUUGA